Molecule: messenger RNA, 900 nt
Organism: Chaetomium globosum CBS 148.51
Lineage: Eukaryota; Fungi; Ascomycota; Sordariomycetes; Sordariales; Chaetomiaceae
Exons: 2
Coding region: 1-900 (299 amino acids)
Biological process (GO): translation
Cellular component (GO): mitochondrion
Molecular function (GO): ribosomal large subunit binding
Source: RefSeq, a predicted model, not a curated record
AUGAGACGCCUGCGUACUGCCAACAACAUACUCCGCAGCAACGCGGCCAGCGGCGCGCCGCUGAGUCGCAGGGCUGCUUCGUCCUUAAUCCCAAAUCGGACACCAUUGUUGAACCAGCCCACGCCCACCUCCUACUCCAUUGCCGUCGCCAGCAACACACUAUGGAGCCAACCGCUAGCCCGGCCGUUCUCCCACACGGCGCCAUGCCAGAAGAAGAAAAACAGCAACAAGAAAAACAACAACAGCAACUACAGCGACGACAGCGAUAGCACCGGCCAAACCACCCCCUCAGCGGGGUCGGCGGGGGCCGACGCGGAAGGCCCCAAUCCCUUCGACUUCGCCGACCUCCAAACGGCCUUCGACCGGGCGGAAAAGCACUUCAGCGAGGACCUCAAGAAGCUGCGCAGCGGCGGGCGCUUCAACGCGGAAGUGAUCGGGGCGAUCCCCGUGCAGACGGACAAGAAGAACCCGCAGACCUUCCCCCUGCGCGAACUCGCGACCGUCGCCCCGCUCGGCGGACGGCGGUGGUCGAUCCUCGCCUUUGAGGAAGGGUCCGUGAAGGCCAUCGUCAGCGCGGUGCAGCGGUCGGACGAGUUUAACCAGCAGCCGCAGCGCAGCGCCGAGAACCCGCUGGAGCUGACCAUGACGGUGGAGCCCGAGCGCGCCGACGCACUGGCCCGCCGCGCCAAGGAGGUGUGCCAGGCGUGGCGGGUGCGCGUGCGCGACGAGGCCCAUCGCCGGGCCGAGCUGCAUAAGAAGUGGCGCGGGGAGGGCGUCGUCCUGAGUGAUGAUGCCCAUAAGCUCAAGGAUAAGCUGCAGAAGCUGCAGGAUGAGCGGAUGAAGGCCAUUCUGGCCAAGGAGAAGGAGGCUGUCGGGGCUAUCAUGGCGCGGGCGAGCUGA